AUGGACUAUACCCAUGCUCGAUCAUUUGAUCACUCUCAACCGCUCAACGACUCUCCCCUACAGCAACAUCAACAACAACGUCAGAGACAGCAACUGGGCAAGCCACAUCAACCCAUAUUCAUCAACGACAAUGAUUCUAGUGGUGUCCAGCGAAAAGACUCGACGAUGACCACCUCUGCAGUCAUGUCGCCCGUUGAGUCUCAACACCACGUCUGGGACCAACAACACUACACUACCGCGCUCCCUGCGGAAUCGCUUUUGACUGUUGACCCGUCAAGUCAAUACUGCGACGACGGUCACACCUUUAUGGCACCGAGCCUCUCCCACCAAUCCGCGUUCGCGCAGCCGGCGAUGCAUCAGCAGUGGUCGGUCACCACAGGCACGGUCAUCCCUGGAUUCGCAGCAGAGUACGUAUCCAAUCAACCACAAUUUGGUCACGGUCAAUAUGCAGAUCAAACAAUGGCCGCUACUCACGCCGCUUGGACCGACACUCACAUGAGUCACCCGCAAAUGGAAUCGCAACCGGCAACACAUACCGUGCAACCAAAUUACCUACAGGGAUCUUUGUCGCCACACGAAAUCGUAGACCACAUGGCACUUGCAGAGCAAGAGGCCGGGCAGCGUCAGAAUGCACGACGCCUUCAUUCCCGUACACCUCAGCGAACUGUGCUCGGCGCCAGGCAAGGCGAUGGGAUUCGCAAGAAGAACAACCGAAUCCCCAUACCGGAAGGACGCAACAUUCACAAUAUCGAUGCUUUGAUUGAUAAUGCUGAUGACGAGGGCUUGGUCAUUGAGCUCAAGCAACAGAAGCGGCUCCUCCGUAACCGCGACGCAGCUUUGACAUCGCGCCAACGCAAGAAGGCCUAUACGGAACAGCUGGAAUUCACAGUCAAGCAAAAUACCGUCCAAUUGAAAGCCUAUGAAAGUGAAUUUGCCCGACUCGAAUCACUCGAGCCUAUCUUGAAAACAUCGCAAGACCAAGUUGCCUUGUUGCAGCAAGAGAAGAUGGAACUUAUCGAGCAGCAUACCCUCGAGACGACCGAGCUUCGGAGAAGAAUCCGAGCCCUCGAGGAUCGCCUCGAGGCUGGCCCUGCGCCAAGUAUGUCUGCAGUGCCCAGCAGUACAGGGUUUACGGAGCUCAACGCGAGCAUCGCGGCGUUGCAUUUCAGUGGUUACGAGCAGUCCACUAAUCAAGAGUGGAAUGACUUUAUUGACAUCAAUGAAAUGGCCGAAGACUAUCAGGAUCCCUCGUCGUUCGACAACGCCCAGAGUCACAUCGAGCCCGAGAGAGGGCUUGAGCAGAAAGCUUCUGUCGCAACCUUGGUGCCGAGUGGUCAAGGCAAGACUGAAAGCGCCACUGACCAACCCGUGGCUUCUAGCCUUCUGUUCAUGAUCCUCCUUUGCGGUGCGCUGUUUGCCUCGAAGCCGACGAGCUCCCAAACCUCCGGCAUGCCUGUGGUCCCUCAGAUGGUUCGAUCCGCUGCCAGCGACAUUUUGCAGGUCCUUCUCGAUUCGGAUUUGUCGACCUCUCACCAUGCCAUUCACACUUCGCUUGGCGCUGCUCGGGAAACGAUGCAAACUGGAAAUGUCCGCGCAUCUGCCGUGAAAUCAACUCCGAUGGACAACUCCUACCACGGUCAAACGAUAUCCACUCAGCACCGAGAUUCCCAUGACGCCCUCGGACUCACUUCAUCGCAGUACACAUCUCUGACUAGCCCAGACUACGCCGAGGCCACGCCCGACUACAGCAUCGGACGGCGCUCGCGUAACCUUGCGCAAGCACUGAUGGAUCUAGAGCGUAAGCACGCCCAGAGCAACAAUGCCGAUGUCUACGUUCGGAGCCUUUUGUGGGAUCACAUCCCCGAACAGGUCAUCCAAGAAUUCAAGGAGAUGGUGCGCGAUCAUCAAAACAUCGAAGGCCAUCAGGACCAGGGACAGCCAUUCACCACAGCAAGCCCACUGGACAUGAUGUAUAAGCCCGAGCCUUGA
Molecule: messenger RNA, 1989 nt
Organism: Dissoconium aciculare CBS 342.82
Lineage: Eukaryota; Fungi; Ascomycota; Dothideomycetes; Mycosphaerellales; Dissoconiaceae
Exons: 2
Coding region: 1-1989 (662 amino acids)
Biological process (GO): regulation of DNA-templated transcription
Molecular function (GO): DNA-binding transcription factor activity
Source: RefSeq, a predicted model, not a curated record